Molecule: messenger RNA, 756 nt
Organism: Anthonomus grandis grandis
Lineage: Eukaryota; Metazoa; Arthropoda; Insecta; Coleoptera; Curculionidae
Product: histone H2A, sperm-like
Exons: 3
Coding region: 100-513 (137 amino acids)
Cellular component (GO): nucleosome
Molecular function (GO): protein heterodimerization activity; DNA binding; structural constituent of chromatin
Source: RefSeq, a predicted model, not a curated record
AUAUUUCCCGCCAAUUCCCGCCAUUAUUUCGGUUAGCGUCGGUUCUUUUCCCAGAUUUAUAACUGAAUUACGCUCGAAUAGACGUACUUACUCGUAAAAAUGGUACGUGGAAAGGCAGGAAAACUCAAUGAUGUGAGAAGCCCCAGGGUCUCCAGAAGUAAAAGGGCCGGCAUCACUUUUUCGGUAAUUAAAGUCCACAAAUCACUGAAAAAAGGACGAUAUAGCCACAGAAUCGGAACAGGAGCUAGCGUAUACCUGGCAGCAGCUCUGGAAUAUUUAUCAGCAGAAAUUCUGGAGCUUGCCGGUAAUGCCGCAAGGGACAACAAGAAGUCCAGAAUCACACCUAGGCACAUCGAACUGGCAGUAAGGAACGACGAGGAAUUAAACAUGCUCUUUGCCAACGUAACGAUAGCCCAAGGGGGCGUGUUGCCGAACAUCCAAGACGUUUUGUUGCCCAAGAAAACCACCGUGAAGGCCAUGCAGGGCAAGUCCCAAUCACAGGAUUAUGAUUAAGUGUGGCUUAAUUUAUGUUUUUUAGUUACCAAAUGUACCUUAUACUUAAACGCUUAUAUUUCAGGUUUUUUUUUUGGUGUUUUGUAAUGUUAAGUUUUUUUUUUACUGAUUUACUCGGUUAUUACGUUAAACGUAGUUUCUUUUUUAUUUAAGUGUUUAAAAAAUGUUCAUUUUAAUAUUUUUAGGAUAAAAUUUAUUUUUGUAUCAUUAAUUAUUUGCCGAAAUACAGUUAUUUUAUAUGUA